This is a messenger RNA of Nothobranchius furzeri (turquoise killifish), 6513 nucleotides long. Lineage: Eukaryota; Metazoa; Chordata; Actinopteri; Cyprinodontiformes; Nothobranchiidae. The record is from RefSeq and is a predicted model, not a curated record.
AUCAGAAUUAUUAUCGCGGGCGGCCGCCGCCAAUUAAUUCGCGGACCUCGCAGUAAAAACAGGUUCACUCUGUGUGGAUAUUUCAGCUCCAGUCAUGGACCAGGACAAACUUGGUAUCGAUGGAUUCGUGGUAAUCUCAGGAAUGUGAAGCUGCCACUGUUUUUCGUAUAGCAUGAUGACACUGGUGUUAGAGGAUUGUUAUUGACUUGGUUAGAUAUUUUAAGCCUAUUUUAAAUUUCUUUAUAUUUGAUCUUGAAAACGGACAAUCUUAUAAUUUGGCUGAUAAUGCAGGGAUUAUAAUAUUUAGAGUACAUUACAUUCACAGAGAGAACCUGGUUUAUUUCAUGUCAUAUGUAUUUAAUAUAUCAAUAUAUAUCAGUAUUAGCAAAGCUUAACAUCAUGAACAUGACAGACAUGACUGAAGAGCAGAUGAAGAUAUCAUGCCAGGCACUGAUGAGAAAAUAUUAAAAGGAUCUCACAGCUGAAUUUGAGAAUGAGAUGCUACACCUGAGAACAAUAUAUGGUGCCACAUUUCCACACAUUCGGUCUCCUCUUGAGCUGCUUAAUGCCAUCUAGGAUGCAAUUACAGAGCAUUUUUGGAGAAGUUUGUAUUGGACUGAGGAUAUUUUGCACACUACCUGUGACUGUUGCUGGGGGGUGAACAGGCUUUUAGCAAACUGAAACUGGUGAAAAAUUAUUUGAGAUCAACAAUGUCCCAGGAUAGACUGAACAGCCUAGCUCUUCUUUCUAUUGAAAGCCAAUUAGCCAAAGGAUUGGACUUUAAAGAUCUCAUAAGUGAUUUUGCUAACAUGAAGACCCGUCAGUGGGCAUUUACUGGAAAAUAAAUUCCAGGAUUUUUGUUUGAACACAUUGUUGGCAAAUAAAAAUAAUUAUAUGUGAAGUCUGGGCAUUUCACUUUUAUUAUGCUGGCAUUUGUAUUUGCUCAAUAUAGAGGUUAAACUAAGAUCAUAUUUAUUAUCUUGUCUUAUAGCAUGACAAAAAAUGUGUAAGAGAGAUAUUAAGUAAUUGAGCAUGGGGGCCCACCUAGAAGACUUGUACCUAGGGCCCAGAAUUUGGUGCUACGCCCCUGGUCCCAUUAGUCAUCAUCACACUGAUGAAAAUCAUCUCCACAUUUGACCCAUCCCCGUGGGGAGCAGUGAGCUGCAGCUGUGACUGCGCUUGGGAGGUAUUUGGUGGUUUAACCCACCAAUCCAACCCCUUAAAGCUGUCAAGCAGGGAGGCAUUGGGUCCCAUUUUUAAAGUCUUUUGUAUGACCCAACUGAGAUUUGAACCCUGAUCUCCCAGUCCCAAGGCGGACACUCUACCACUAGGCCACUGAGAAGGUAAAGUGGAAAAUAAGUUGUUUUUACUGUUAAUUUCAUGGCAAUAUCUAUCCAAAAUUUAGCUGAAAAUGAGUUAAAUGAUGCCUAGUUGUUGAAGAAUGUUGGCAGCUUCUAAACAUAACCAUAAAAAUCGGGUCUAAAUUAAAAGGGAGCGAGUCUCUGGACGACGCCAUAUUAGAUGACAUGUUUCCUUCAAUGUGAUCCCGUGAGGACAAAAUGCUGAUUUGUAACAAACUAUUGCAAAUCUUUUGCCAUUCAUAAAAGUUGUUUUACACAUUUACCUCCACUUGCUGCCAGUGAUGAAAGGAAGUCUGAUGUGCUUGUCAUUUUGCUGGAGGUUACACACCUAGGGAUUUUUGACCCUAAUGGCCAUCCGUUACUCGAACACAAAAGUACUGCUUUCUGGCAAUGGUUUAGGUCUGUACUGCCCCCUAUCGCUAGAGAAAACACACUUUGUCAUUUUAAGAAGGCAACAGUCAAGCACAAGCCUAUUUUUCUCAUUUCUUUUUCUUUUCUUUUUGAGGUGCAAACACCACUACCUCUCAGAAGACUGUACAUGUUUUAGACUAAAUCCGUGUCACAUAUAAUGCAGUUCUUUUGCACAUGUUUUACAUUCAGAAAGUUUUUUUUCCACCACUGGGACUUGGACAAGUAUUUUUUUAAUUAAAUGCAAGCAUGCAAAAGGCCUCAUUUAAAUGUGGGCAAACGGCACCAUUGCUGUUUGGAUAGCAGCACAGAGGAGCAGAAAUCCCUUUUCAAGGGUUCUGUGAACUAUGCAACAAUGCAAACUUGUAAUUAAUGUACAAUACCUUAGUGAGUUUUGACUUAAUGGUAAAGAAAUGUUUCUUUAUGGGAAUUUUUUUCUCAGGUUAUUGAAAGUGAGUCCAUGCAAGUGGAAGCCAAAAGUAAAGUUGUGCGAGUUGAUGAAGAGGCAGCUACCAUAAAAGCCAGUGAGGCUCGGGUUCUGAUGAAUGAGUGUGAGACUGAGUUAGCCAAAGUCAUCCCUGCUCUGGAGGCUUCUGUCUCUGCCUUGGACACAUUAAAACCCACUGAUAUCACUAUAGUGAAAUCAAUGAAGAACCCACCUGCAGGAGUAAAGCUGGUGAUGGCAGGUGUAUGUGUGAUGAAGGAUAUACAACCGAAUAAGAUACCUGACCCUGCUGGGACUGGGAAAAAGAUUUUAGAUUACUGGGGUCCAAGCAAGAAGUUACUGGGUGAUACAAAUUUUUUGCGAGAUCUUAAGCACUACAACAAGGACAAUAUUCCUGUUCAUACCAUGCAAAAAAUCCGUACUGAGUACAUGACCAACCCUGACUUUGACCCCAGAAAAGUGUCUAAGGCCUCCUCUGCAGCAGAAGGUCUGUGCAAGUGGAUCAAAGCAAUUGAGGCUUAUGACAGAGUUAUAAAGGUUGUGGCCCCUAAAAGGGCUAAUCUUGCAGAGGCACAAGAGUCCCUAACUGUUACCAUGGCUCUGCUAGAUCAGAAAAGAGCUGAGUUAAAAGAUGUCGAGGAUCACUUGGUUGUGCUGCAUAAAUGUUUUGAGGAGAAAACAGAGGAGAAGACCCGGCUGGAGCUACAAGUCAAUUUGUGUGCAAAAAAGCUGGGGAGAGCUGAAAAGCUCAUUGGUGGUCUGGGUGGAGAGAAGACCAGAUGGUCAAAAGCAGCAGAUGACCUGCAGAACACCUAUGACAAUUUGACUGGAGAUGUCCUCAUCUCUGCUGGCGUCAUCGCCUACUUGGGAGCAUUUACUGUUGGGUUUCGACAUGACUGCACUAAGUUAUGGACCAGUCUUUGCCAAUCUAAGAACAUUCCUUGCUCAGAUGACUUCUCUCUCAGUAAAACCCUGGGAGAUCCCAUGCAAAUUUGGGCUUGGAACAUUGCAGGCCUUCCCAGUGACUCUUUCUCUAUCGACAAUGGUGUCAUCGUCAGUAAUUCCCGUAGAUGGCCUUUGAUGAUUGACCCUGAAGGUCAAGCCAACAAGUGGGUGAAGAAUUCAGAGAAGGAGAAGAACCUGAGCGUAAUCAAGUUAACAGACGGGGACUUUGUAAGAACUUUAGAAAAUUGCAUUCAGUUUGGAACUCCCUUGCUGCUGGAGAACGUUGGCGAAGAGCUGGACCCUUCUCUGGAACCACUGCUGCUCAGACAAACUUUCAAGCAAGGUGGUGUUGAAUACAUUCGGCUUGGAGAGAGUAUUAUUGAGUACUCCGCUGAGUUCCGGUUCUACAUCACCACAAAGCUGAGGAACCCACACUACCUACCAGAACUGGCCACCAAGGUGUCUUUGCUUAAUUUUAUGAUCACACCAGACAGUUUGCAGGACCAGCUGCUGGGGAUUGUGGUUGCAAAAGAAAGGCCACAGCUGGAAGAAGAGAGAAAUGCACUAAUCCUGCAGUCAACUGACAACAAGAGGCAGCUAAAGGAAAUUGAAGACAACAUCUUGGAAACACUGCACUCUUCUGAGGGAAAUAUUCUGGAGGAUGAGAGCGCUAUUAAGAUACUAGAUUCAGCAAAGGUCAUGUCUAAUGAGAUUACCCAAAAACAGCAGAUUGCGGAGAAGACAGAGAUAAAGAUUGCUGAGGGCAGAGAAGGUUACAGACCUAUCGCCAAGCACUCCUCUGUUCUGUUCUUCAGUAUUUCUGAUUUGACCAACAUAGACCCUAUGUACCAGUACUCGCUCAGCUGGUUCAUUAACAUCUACAUCAACUCCAUAAAAGAGAGUAACAUGUCCAUGAUUCUGGCGACGAGACUUCAAAAUUUAACCGAUUACUUCACCUAUGACCUUUACUGCAAUGUCUGUCGGUCUCUCUUUGAGAAGGACAAACUUCUCUUCUCCUUCCGUCUUUGCUACAAUUUGCUGCUAGAAAAGGGAGAAAUUGAAUACCCAGACCUCAUGUUCCUGCUCACGGGAGGUGUAGGCCUGCAGAACAGUGUUCCUAACCCCGAUUCCAGCUGGCUACUGGACAGGAGCUGGGACGAAAUCUGCAGAGCAAGUGAUCUGCCUGGGUUAAAGGGGAUAAAAGAUGCUUUCAUCAAGAGUCCUGGUGACUUCAAGCCUAUUUAUGACAGCAAAGAGCCAUGCACCGUUGAUCUGCCUGCACCGUGGUGUGACUGCCUCAACGACCUGCAGAAGAUGAUCAUUAUCCGCUGUCUCAGACCUGAUAAGAUACCACCAGCUAUAACUAAGUUUGUGAUACACAAUCUGGGGGAUAAAUUUGUCCAGCCUCCUCCCUUCGACUUGAGUAAGAGCUACCUGGACUCCAACUGCACCAUUCCACUUGUGUUUAUCCUUUCUCCCGGAGCUGAUCCCAUGGCUAGUUUGUUGAAGUUUGCCUGUGACAUGAAUAUGAGCGAGAAGUUUCAGUCUAUCUCUCUGGGUCAAGGCCAGGGGCCCAUCGCAGCUAAAAUGAUAUCCACAGCUAUGAAGGAUGGGACAUGGGUGUGUUUGCAGAACUGUCACUUGGCCAUUUCAUGGAUGUCCGCUCUAGAAAAAAUCUGUGAGGACUUCAGCCGCGCAACAUGCCACCCAGACUUCCGCCUCUGGCUCACAAGUUACCCUUCACGCCAGUUUCCAGUGACCCUCCUCCAGAACGCAGUAAAAAUUACCAAUGAGCCACCUACAGGACUCCGUUUGAACCUGCUGCAGUCUUACUUAUCAGAUCCUGUUUCAGACCCAAUCUUCUUCACCAACUGUCCCAAGAAGGAGCAUGUUUGGGAAAAGCUUCUGUACGGAUUGUGCUUCUUCCACGCUCUUGUGCAGGAGAGGAAAAAAUUUGGCCCACUAGGCUGGAAUAUUCCUUAUGGCUUCAACGAAUCUGACCUCCGUAUAAGCAUCAGACAGCUUCAGCUGUUUAUAAAUGAAUAUGAUGAUGUGCCCCUGGAGGCCAUUUCAUAUCUGACUGGAGAGUGUAACUACGGUGGUCGCGUGACAGAUGACUGGGACAGGCGACUCCUGGUGACCAUCUUGGCCGAUUUCUACAACACCAACGUUAUUUGGGGGUUUAAAUACCCUCUGUCACCUUGUGGUAGAUACACUGUCCCACCUAAAUCUAGCUACGAAGACUACAUGUAUUUCAUUAAGAAACUGCCAUUAAGUCAGUAUCCUGAGGUGUUUGGGUUGCAUGAAAAUGCAGACACAUCUAAAGAUUUGCAGGAAACAAAACUGUUGUUUGACUCUCUGCUACUGACCCACGGUGGAGGAGCCAAGGGAGGGGCCACUUCUGGGAGUGACAACACCCUGUAUGACAUAGCAAACGACAUCCUUACCAAGCUUCCAUCUAACUUCGACACAGAAGCAGCUCUCUUGAAGUUCCCAGUGCUCUAUGAAGAAAGUAUGAACACGGUUCUUGUUCAAGAGAUGGAGCGCUACAACACGUUGUGCAGUACUAUUCGUGUGAGUCUACAGAACCUCCUCAAAGCUAUUAAGGGCUUGGUGGAGAUGGAUUCAGAGCUGGAGGCAGUUGCAGGCAAUUUGAUGGUAGGCAAGGUCCCAGAAAAAUGGGCCAAGCGCUCUUACCCAAGCCUCAAGCCUCUGGGUAGUUACGUAAAUGACUUCCUCUCAAGGCUCAAGUUUUUACAGGUUUGGUAUGAAACCAGAAAGCCCAGUGUGUUCUGGCUGUCUGGAUUCUUCUUCACUCAAGCCUUCUUAACUGGAGCCAUGCAGAACUAUGCCAGGAAAUACCAUAUCCCCAUUGAUCUUCUAAGUUUUGAUUUUGAGAUCCUUCCAGUUGAUACCUCUGAAACAGAGCCUGAUGAUGGUGUUUAUGUUAUUGGGUUGUUCCUUGAUGGGGCUCGAUGGGACAAAGAAAGUGGAGUCCUAGCUGAGCAGUACCCCAAAGUACUGUUUGAUUCUAUGCCCAUCAUUUGGAUAAAACCCACCAAAGAGAAACACACUGAUGAAUCUCAGACACUUUACGUUUGCCCGCUCUAUAAGACCAGCGAGAGGAAGGGUACACUCUCUACUACCGGACACUCCACCAAUUUUGUCAUUUCCAUGAUGUUGCCGACCAGCCUUCGCCCGCAGCACUGGAUUAAGCGUGGUGUGGCGUUGCUCUGCCAGCUUGAUGACUGACAUCAGACAACACAGUUGAAGAAUCAAGCUCUUUAUUCUGAGCCAUUUGGAUUCACAGUUUGAUCCUGAGAGAUCUCAAAUAAAUAAAAUGUUUGCAUUUGA